UAGACAGUUCUAAGCAGCAGUUAGUCAUCACUGUAACUUUCUGCAGCCUGAAGAGCAGAACUCGAGGCUUAAAUGGAUGCUUUUGUUCCACGUUUGUCACUCUGGUGGAUUUUCUUUGGAUACCUCUGCUUUGCUGCUUCUGGAGCUGAACCAUACCAGAAAAACAUCACAGCUGAGUCUGGACAGGACGUCACUCUGACAUGUCGAGCUCAAAACUACAACAAUCAAACUUUGCAGUGGAACAGAACUGACUUGGAAGAUGAAGAAUAUGUCCUUUUGUAUCGGCAGGGGAUAUUUAAUACAGACAACCAGCAUCCAUCUUUUAAGAACCGGGUGGAUCUGCAGGACAGACAGAUGAAGGAUGGAAACGUGUCUUUGAUUCUGUACAAUGUGACGGCUGCUGAUAAUGGAACAUAUGAAUGUCGUGUUUUUAUAAAUGGAACAAGUGACCCUAUCUCCAUCAUCACCCUGAGUGUUGAUCCUCCAGGUCACACAGGUGGACACACAGAGGAUGGAGGGAGAGAGGCAGGAGGGAAGGAGGCAGGAGGGAAGGAGGAUGGAUCUGUUGGACUGAUAGUCGGUCUGUCUAUUUGUGCUGUGCUUCUUGUUGCUGCUGUUGUUGGUUUUUUGAUCUACAGAUAACAUAAACAACAACAGAAUAAGGAUUCCUACCAGCCUCCAGCUGAACAGCAGCCUGUUUGAAAUGUGUCAGAACUUAUUUUUUUCCUCAUCUGAGUCUCUUGCUUCUCUUCCAGCUUCUCCAAGAUGACACUGAGCAUUCAGGGUAUAAUAAUAGUUUUAAUAAUAAUAGUUUUUAAGAAGUAGAAAACUGUCCCAAAGUUAAAGUUGUGCCUUUAGCUCCUCACUCGCUCAUCGACCUUCAUGAACACCAGCUGAAGUCUUCAUAAGAAGUUUAGUUUAUCAGACUAAACUUAUCUUCAUACUGUGAUCCGUAGCUGUUACUUCCUGCUCUCGACCUCCUGCUGAGCCAACAUCAAACUACCUGCUGCUUCACUUUAAACAGAUAAAACACUCAUGUUUAUAUCACAGAAGCUUCUAAUGUUUAUUAUAUACAGCUUUAAGCACUGCACACUUUUUUAUUUUAUUAUUGAACACUGUAUUUAAUAUAUUUAU
Molecule: messenger RNA, 1134 nt
Organism: Oreochromis aureus
Lineage: Eukaryota; Metazoa; Chordata; Actinopteri; Cichliformes; Cichlidae
Product: selection and upkeep of intraepithelial T-cells protein 8-like
Exons: 3
Coding region: 73-642 (189 amino acids)
Source: RefSeq, a predicted model, not a curated record